Molecule: messenger RNA, 1329 nt
Organism: Closterium sp. Yama58-4
Lineage: Eukaryota; Viridiplantae; Streptophyta; Zygnematophyceae; Desmidiales; Closteriaceae
Source: the annotation of a GenBank genome assembly
AUGGACGAGCAGAGCAGGACGGGCGGUGAAGCGCGGGUGCGGUACGGAGUGGUGGGGAGCGGCAUGAUGGGCGUGGAGCACAUCCACAACCUCGCCGCCAUGGCGGCCCGCCCCGACCUCACGGGCGGCGUGGCCGCGCAGCUCGUGGCGCUCGCCGACCCCCACCCGCCCUCGCAGGCCGCCGGACUCGCCGCCGCUGCCCGCGCCGGCUGGACCGACGUGCAGGUGCGCGCUGGGGGGGGUGGGAGAGGAGGAGGGGGCGUCUGGGGGAGGACUUUGAUUAGCACGGGUGAUGGCGACGAAUGCGUGUUCCCCGACGUGCACAGCCUGCUGGCGAGCGGGUCAUGCGAGGUGGACGCGCUGGUGGUGGCGGCGCCCAACAUGACGCACGCCGCGCUGCUGCAAGCCAUCCUGCGCCACCCGCGCCGCCUGCACGUGCUGGUGGAGAAGCCCCUCGCCACGACCGUGCAAGGCUGCGACCUCGUGUUGGCGCUGGCAGCGGCGCGGGCGCGGGCAGCGGCGGGGGUGGUGCAGGUGGGGCUGGAGUACCGCUUCAUGCCGCCCGUGGCGGCGCUGCUAAGGGAGGUGCGGGGGGGCGCCGUGGGGCGAGUGCACAUGGUGGCCAUCCGCGAGCACCGCUUCCCCUUCCUCCACAAGGUGGGAGCGUGGAACCGGUUCAAUGCCAACAGCGGGGGCACGCUGGUGGAGAAGUGUUGCCACUUCUUCGACCUCAUGAACCUCAUCCUCCACGACACGCCCACACGCGUCAUGGCGUCGGGUGGGCAGAGCGUCAACCACCUCUCCGAGGAGUACCAUGGCAAGGUGGGCGGCAAGGUGUCGGACAUAUUGGACAACGCGUACGUGAUCGUGGAGUACCAGGGGGGCGGCAGGGCUUGUCUGGACCUCUGCAUGUUCGCCGAGGGGUCGCGCAAUGAGCAGGAGAUAUGCGUGGUGGGGGACAGGGGCAAGGUGGAGGCGCUGGUCCCCGAAGGCAUUGUGCGCGUGGGCAGCCGUGAAGGGGGCAGGCAGGGCGUGGUGACUCGUACGUGCAGCGAUGAGCGCAUUCAGUACGAGGGGCUGCACCACGGGGCGAGCUUCAUCGAGCACCUGGAGUUCCUGCGUGCCAUCACACAGGGGGGGGAGGGGCCAUCGCAGCAGCUGGUGGGGCUGGAGGAGGGGCGCCUGGCCGUGGCCAUGGGAGUGGCGGCACACGUGUCCAUCAACACCGGUCGCCCCGUGCUGCUGGCUGAUGUGCUCUCACAAGCAGCCGUGUGGUUGCCAGGCGUGGAAGGCGAGGCAGAGGCCCUUGCCAGCGAGGCGCAUGGUUGA